Messenger RNA from Didymodactylos carnosus, 1521 nucleotides. Lineage: Eukaryota; Metazoa; Rotifera; Eurotatoria; Philodinida; Philodinidae. The record is from the annotation of a GenBank genome assembly.
AUGAUAUCUCCACGUGUCUUCAAUCAGUUGUUGACAGGUGUGAGAAAAAUUAAUCAAAUGGGUGAAAAUGAUCAUGGAGAAGAAUUUGAAAUCGAAGUGCCUGAAUUGUUGGUACCAAAGCAUCUGAUUGAUGAUACAGUCGCACCAAUGGCUCAACAGAUGCUUUCAGAUCAUUCACAAAAUCGUGAUGAAAACAAUGAGGAAGAGAAGAAUUACACAGAUGCGCCUGAUCUUAUGGAUGAGUCACCGUCAACACGUGAUAAGGAAGAUGAAUGUAAACAUCAAUAUUAUUCUCAAGAAACGGAGCAACUUGAAAAAGAUGGAAUAACGAUAGCUAGGCCACUUGGAGGAACGUUGGUAGUUAUGCAGAAGCACGAACAAACAGAUUAUGGAACACAGUUGGAUCAACCAAAACCAAUCGAAUCGUUUUCACAAACGAGUAAAGGAUCGAAAACAACAAAAUGGUUAGCAUUUCACGUAUCAACUCCGAUAGAAAAGAAAACGAGUGAAAAUGAUGUCGACAAACAGGCUGAUCGAAUCGGCGUGCAUGGAACAGUAUUAGAUGGAACAACGCACUUGAAAAUGUUAUUAAAUGGCUCCAAACAGACUGAAACACUUGCAAGUGCAUUGAGUAAACCCCGUGAAUCAAGUCAUGUUCGAAACCUCAAAACAGCCAGUCAACGGGAGUCAUUAAAUAUGAUGCCUUCGGGAGUUACAGAAUCAGUCAUUACAAUUUUUGGCGAUAGAAGUAGUCAAGAAGCGCCCUCAGAAUAUAAAACAACAGUACAGUCACUGCCGGAAACAAAAGAUGAAAAAUCCCAUGAUAUUGAAAUACGAGAACUAAUGAAGACAGUUAUUGAUGAUGUUGAAAACGGUCACAUUGGUAAACAAUGGAAUAUUCCCUUUUCUACAUUUAUAUCCUUUGCAUAUAAUCAAGAAAAACGAAAUGAGGGUGAAGAUGAACAUAAUCGAACAGCUCGUAACAAUGAACCAGUGUCAUUAGCAAAUUUAAGAAGCGAAACGUCUCAAAAUGAUGUAACAAAAGCCGUUUCGAAUCAUACGAGAGAUGAUCGGGCAAAGGCCUUGAAAUUAUUAGUUCACCAAGGGUUGUUGCAUUAUGACGAUUAUUUCAUCGGAAAAUAUCGAAACGGGCGCGUUCAACCACAAAAAGGUUAUUUUAAAUUGGCUCCAGAUGACUAUGAUCCAAAUAAACCGGGUGUAUCUGACAUUGAAUUCAUGUUUAAAUUGGAAAAAGUUCAUUUAACAAUGGAAGAAUUCGAAGAGUCAUUUAAGCCUACACCAAAAUCGAAUGGCGAAUCACUUACAGUUACACCAAAAUGGAACUUGAGUGACAAAGCAUUUGAGGUAUUGUCAUCGAAAAAAUUUUACGAAAUAGCAACCAUUGAUCCAGCAAAAUGGAAAUAUGAUCCUGAUACAGCUACUUCUCAGAAAGAAUCAACAUCGGAUGAAGACUUAUUUAUUUACCUUGUGCGACUGUUUGUCGAUAAAGUAUUAUUCUAG